AUGAGCGAAAGGUAUUUUACUGCCGUUGUCCGAGAAGAGAAUACACUUACUCCACAAUCGAUAUCUAGCAUUGUAGAUGUAGAUGACUCACAGCAAUUCGAUAUUGUAAACUGCUAUAAAGGCUUUUUGGAGGCCAAUCCAGAUAUUCCAAUGCCGAUAGCAGCUAUAGAAUCUUUAAUCGAAUUGAUUAAGCACAGCAAAGCGACGACACUUUCCGAAUUUAUGAAAUCUCUUGAGGAAGGAAGUGACUUAUUGAAGAGCUCUACACGAAAUCCGAUCUCCCUUUCCGCGGGGACAGACUUAUUUCUGAGAUUUGUCACCCGGACAUCUCAUGAUGUUACGAACCUUGAUGCGUGUAAAGAGCAUCUAAUGGAAAGUGGCAAAGUCCUCGUGGAGAAAGCAAUUGCAGUUAGACAUAAAGUGGCGGAAUUGGGUGUUCAAUUUAUAAAAGAUGAUGCCGUAAUACUUAUUCAUUCAUACUCGCGUGUUGUUAUGCAAUUGCUGCAGCGUGCUGCAGCAUGUAAGAAGAGAUUUAAAGUGUACGUCACCGAAUCAAGGCCUAGUUCACUAGGUCUGCGGUCAGCCAAAACACUGCGCAAGUCAGGCAUCCCAGCCACUGUGAUACUAGAUACGGCUGUUGGAUAUGUCAUUGGCAAAGUAGAUGCGGUUUUCGUUGGGGCAGAAGGCGUUGUCGAGAAUGGUGGCUUGAUCAACGCAAUCGGUACCUAUCAGUUAGCCAUAGUUGCCAAAGCUGCCAACAAACCCUUUUAUGCGGUACUUGAGAGCUACAAAUUUCUUCGUCUAUUUCCUCUGAAUCAAUACGAUCUUCCAACACAUACACCAGAAUUGCUAUCAUUCCCAGACUUGGAUAAUCGAUUCAGUAACAUAAUCGGCCGCAUGAAACUAAACGAUAAUCACGGGAACAACGUCGACCAGGAUGAAACAGACGAAAUUGAAGAUUAUGAGUCGAACAAUCCAACGGUAGAUUAUACUCCACCCGAAUAUAUCACUCUACUUUGUACAGACUUGGGCGUUCUAACGCCAUCAGGUGUCAGUGAUGAAUUGAUCAAGUUACAUUUAUAUUAA
Molecule: messenger RNA, 1086 nt
Organism: Paraglomus occultum
Lineage: Eukaryota; Fungi; Glomeromycota; Glomeromycetes; Paraglomerales; Paraglomeraceae
Source: the annotation of a GenBank genome assembly